AUUUUCUAACAUCUGAACUUUCCUUCCCCUCUAACUAUAAACCGGUUACCAGUAACCAAGACACCAAUACUUUCACCAAAUGAAAACAAUAAUUUAUCAUAAACUUUGUUUUAUGAUAUGAAAUUUUGAUCUAUUUUUAAUUUUUUUAUAACUUGAAGUGAGAUUGGCUGAUCAAUUAUAGAAAUUUUAAAAUGAAUAACGCAUCAGUUCUGAUGAUUCUAGUUAGCUUUAUGACACUUUUUCAUUCAGGAGCUGCUAUCAAGUGUUGGCUUUGUAAUAGUAGAACGGAUCCUAAAUGUAAUGACCCAUUCAUUAACGAAUCAAUACCACUAAGUGAUUGCAAUAAUGACCCUCAUAAACCGUCAACUCCCAGUUUGAUUGGAGUUAAAGCAACAAUGUGUCGAAAGAUUAGACAGAAGGUCGACAACGAAUGGAGAGUAACUCGAUCUUGUGCUUAUUUUGGUGAACCAGGAGAAGGAACUGGUAACGAACAUGUUUGUAACUACCAAACAGAUUCAUACAAUGUCCUGCGUGAAAUCUGUACAUGCAACAGUAAAGAUGGCUGUAACCACGGUUUCAUAUCUCACGGGAAUUUAUUAAUCAUUUGGUUAAUGUUUGUCAUUUGCCUACUAUUCUGAAUAAAAAAGUGAAUAGAAAUAUUCAUUCAAAAUUCCGGUUGCUUGUUCACUGAAGUUACGACGCCAUCCUUUUGCAUCGAGAAACCUCGAACGAAGAUUAUUGAAGCUUCACUGGUACUUAUUUGACGCUGAUUUGUAUUUGUUCAAACUUUUUUUUGAUCAUCUGUAUCAUUCUUUCAAUUUAUUUUCUGUGCCAUCGAGUUGUCAAAGAUCGUUUUCGUAAAAGAUUCAUCACAUUGGUUGUGAACGUUAAUUUGAUUUGUAAACAUUUGUGUUCGUCGUAACUAUUAAUCUCUUAUUUUUGUGUUAAUCAUGGGUGAUCAUCAAAUUAAUCGUCCGAACUAUCAAGUCAACCAGGAGAUUCUGGACCUAUUUCCUAAACUUCAUCGCAAGUCUUUUGACAUGGAAAAAGAGCAAAAUUUUGAACAAAAACCUUCAAACUUUAAAUGCUUCAGAUAUAUUGUCAUUUUUUUCUAGCCUGCAUUCAACUUUUAUACUAUCCACUGCUUAUCCACACUCGAUCGCGUCCAGUCUUUGUAAAGAAUAACAUUGAAACAUUGUUUCCAAUUAAAUAACUUUAUAUGGAAAA
Molecule: messenger RNA, 1227 nt
Organism: Tetranychus urticae (two-spotted spider mite)
Lineage: Eukaryota; Metazoa; Arthropoda; Arachnida; Trombidiformes; Tetranychidae
Product: UPAR/Ly6 domain-containing protein crok-like
Biological process (GO): sleep; positive regulation of voltage-gated potassium channel activity; regulation of synaptic transmission, cholinergic
Source: RefSeq, a predicted model, not a curated record